Molecule: messenger RNA, 1881 nt
Organism: Yarrowia lipolytica CLIB122
Lineage: Eukaryota; Fungi; Ascomycota; Dipodascomycetes; Dipodascales
Biological process (GO): rRNA processing
Cellular component (GO): nucleus
Molecular function (GO): RNA binding
Source: RefSeq, a predicted model, not a curated record
AUGCCACCCAAGGGAAACAAGGAGAGAAAGACCGUGAGCGACGACCCGCGAUUUGCGGGAGUGCAUUCGGACCCGCGGUUCUACAUGCCGCGAAAGAAGGACAUGAAGGUGACAGUGGACUCGCGGUUCAAGAAGGAGCUGCUCCACAACAAGGACUUUCACAAGGGCGCCAAGGUCGACAAGUAUGGUCGAAAGCUGGAGCAGCAGGACGCGCAGCUGCAGCGGCUGUAUAACCUGAGCGACGAUGAGGAGGAGUCCGGUGAAGAGGGAGACUCCGAGGAGCCCGAGACCAAGGCUCAGAAGAAGCCUCUGUCUGCUUUGGACCGAGCGCGGGGAGAAGGAGUCGAUUCUGACGCCUCUUCGGGCGACGAUUCAGACUCGGACGACGACUCGGACUCGGACUCGGAGGUGGAGAUGGAGGAAGAGGUGGUGCUGGCGGACUCGCAGGACAUUGCCACCGGCGACGAGAGCACCACUCUUGCGGCGGUCAAUUUGGACUGGGAUCACGUGCGGUCGGUCGACCUGAUGGCCACCUUUUCUGGCUUCAUCCCCCCUAAGGGCGAGAUCAAGUCUGUGGCCAUUUAUCCCAGUGAAUACGGCAAGGAGAAGAUGGCCGAGGAGGAGCUCAAUGGACCGGACGCGCAGCUGUUUGAGGAGAAGAAGAAGCGGGCUGGCGACUCGGACGACGACUCGGACGACGACGAAAAAAUCAAACAGGAGUUGCUCAACAACGACGACGGCGAGGAAAUCAACUCCAAGAGCUUCCGAAAGUACCAGUUGCAGCGAAUGCGGUACUACUACGCGGUUAUUGUGUGUUCGGAUGUCGCCACGGCCCGAAACAUCUAUCAGAACUGCGACGGGACCGAGUACGAGUCGACCGCCAACUUUUUCGACUUGCGAUACGUGCCUUCGGACAUGACUUUUGACGACGAGCCUCGAGACAAGUGCACACGGGUUCCCACCAACUACAAGCCGUCUGAUUUCGAGACUGCCGCUCUUCAGCACUCCAAGGUGAAGCUCACGUGGGAUGAGACUCCGGCCGAACGAAAGAACGUGACUCUGCGGGCGUUCAACAAGAAGGAAAUGGAUAAUGAGGAGCUCAAGGCCUACCUAGCAUCCGACAGCGAGUCUGACGAGGAGGGGCGGGCCGAUCUCAAGGCAAAGUACCAGAGCUUGUUGGAGGGCACCGGCAUCAACAAGGGCGAGGACGAGGAUGGAGAGGAGGAUGUGGAUAUGGAAAUCACCUUCACCCCCGGACUGGACGAGUCCAAGAAGAGUGCUGCUGAGCCCAAGGAGGAGGGUGAGGAAACCACGCUGGAGAAGUACAAGCGAAAGGAGAAGGAGAGACGAACGGCCCGAAUCCAAAAGUGGCAGGAAUCCAAGGAGGCCAAGGAGGAUGAGGAGCAUGAGAAGGAGGCCAAGAAGCCCAAGAACAAGGGCAAGAAGGAGCGGGAAAAGAAAAAGAAGGAGAUGGAGCAGUUAGCGUUGCUGGUGGACGAGGAGACCGACGCCAAGCACUUUGAUAUGAAGGAGAUCAUCAAGGCCGAGAAAAACGCCAAGAAGAAGUCCAAGUACAGACAGCAGGGUCUUGUGGAGGACAAGUUCGAGAUGCCGGUCGACGAUCCUCGAUUUUCGGCUCUUUACGACGACCACGAGUUUGCCAUUGAUCCGUCCAAGCCUGGAUUCACUCGAACCAAGGCCAUGGACAAGCUGCUAGAUGAGCGCCGAAAGCGGCAGGACCGAGGUCAGGGAGGUGUCAAGCGAAAGGGCGAAUCUGGAGAGCCUGCCAAGAAGAAGAAGCGAAAGGGAGACCAGACCGGCGAGGGUGUGGAGAGUCUGGUUGAGCGAAUCAAGCGAAAGCACCAAAAGGAUAACCAGUAG